AUGGCUCGUAGCACCGGCCUCACAUUCUGGGGCCUAGUUGGCGCCACCAUGGUAGCACUCAAGUUGAAAGAAAAUUGGGGCGACUACCAACGUGUCUCCCCUGAAGAGGGCGGCGUUGGUCCAGUCGCCCUUCAUAGCCCAGUGGAUGACGACGACGACGCAAUGUCUACCUUUGACACAUCAAUUCCCACAGCUAGGCCGAAAAGAAAGAGAGACUGUUGCGUCUGCUGCGGUCUGCGAUGUGGUCUUUUCUGGAAGGCCUUUGGAAUCGUUUGCUUACUCUUUGUCGGCUGGAAUGCCAUCAAAUUCGUCAUUUGGAUGGUUACCCCCUCCCCCACCGGUCUGGAAGGCAUGCCUCAAUUCAGCUCGUCACUUGGUUGUUCCAAUGCUGUCCACAUUUACAACGGCUCGGAACUCACGUACGCUGUUCCGUUCGAUGAGUCAUUGGCGAGCCAUUCUAUGUAUAUCGAUGGUACGGCAGUCGGUACUGUCACAUUCGUAGAAGGAGGACCUCGCCUGACUGAAAUCGGGUAUCAAUUGCUACUUCGCUCCAGCGAUGCGGCGCUCCUCGACUCGAUCAUUUUGCAAUACCCUACCGAGAGCGAGGUCAAGGAUGGUCUAUCACCGAGUCGCAUGCGCCUAACGACUCCGCCAUCCUCACCCUCUUCCUGCAUGCGAUACGACCUGGUGAUCUACGUGCCUCCCGCUCUAAAGCAGCUAGAGAUUCAGUCGAACAGUGUUACUCAGCUGCAGUUCAACAAGGAAUCUGUGUUCGACCUCAACUCCCUCACCUUGACGCUCGCGGCGGCGGACGAGAAGAACAUGAUCCUCCCACACCAGAACGUGCGCGCAGGACAGCUCUCAUUUGAAUUGACCCGCGGAUGGCUUGUAGGGGACGUCGCGAUCGUCGACAAGACGUCUCUCAGCGCGAAGCGUGGGGAUGCCACCAUGAAUGUACACGUUCACCCCGUCUCAUCCGCUGCUGAACCUCCCGCCGUUGCUGAGUUGGUGACAACGACUGGUUCUGGACGCACAGACGUGUUCUACAUUAACGACCCGGGCUUCCCCCAUCGUCCGAUCAACAGCAUGCAUCGCACGACACGCAGCGGCGAUGUCUACUUGACAUACAAGCAAGCUGAAUUCAGGGGCACCGUCGACCUUCAGGCGAAAUCUUACAGUGCUACAGGUUUGCAGAACAGCGUGCGCAAGUCGGGCUCCGGCGAGCUCCCUUGGGUCGGUGACAAGGAUGGUGGUGACAACAUGGUCAUCUCUUCGCCUAAUAGCUGGGUUGGCCUCUAUUUCUAG
This is a messenger RNA of Fibroporia radiculosa, 1305 nucleotides long. RefSeq lists its product as uncharacterized. The transcript has 4 exons. NCBI's taxonomy places the organism in Eukaryota, Fungi, Basidiomycota, Agaricomycetes, Polyporales, Fibroporiaceae. The record is from RefSeq and is a predicted model, not a curated record. Bases 1 to 1305 code for a protein of 434 amino acids.